AUGCGCUUCAUUGAAUGCCCCCCCUUGACGCGGCUAUGUGCAUUGCUGCACAAUUUGGAUGUGGGAGAUCGAGUAAUAAGAGGUCGUCUCGAGCUGCUCUCGACAGCGGAAGGGGGUCCGCAGGAGAGGAAUUUGAUGGAGAGGAUCGAGUCGGAAUUGCAUUCCUCCCCUCUCUUCGCUGCAUCUUCGCCUCCGCCGUUGCUGCUGUCGCCACUGGCUGCCACUGCGAGCAGCAGCAGCGGAAGCAGCAGCAGCAGCGGCGGCAGCAGCAGCAGGCGGCAGCAAGAUCCUAGGCACCCCACAGCAAAAGGAAGGGAGCUUCUGGUUAAUCUGAUCAGCACACUGAACCAGUGCUUCCCAGACUUCGAAUUCAGCAGCACGCUGACACCCGCGAUGUUUCGUGAGGAACCGAGUGUAUACGCAGUGCAAGCAGACAUUAAUGAGCGGCUGGCUAGUGUUGAACGUGUUCUUCCUGGCUUUAUUUAUCAGCUGUGGGAGGCGAUUGGAUCCGCAGUGUCGCUUGGGGGGUGCUCGGUGUACAGUCACAUGGCGAGUGGAUCGGAGGAUCCGACGCCUCUGAUUUCGCUGUUUGCUCCUAUUGGCGGAGGAGGGGGCGCUGCAUCCCCCAUGGUGUCGCUCUCCUCCUUCUUUUACUUCUUCCUAGAUCGCCAGCGGUGCAGACUUCUCUUUUUCGCUUGUGGUAGCAACUGCAAGCUUAGCAGCCCUUGCUGGCUGAAUGGGGGUGAGGGUGAAGGCACCGAAGCCGUGGAAGAUACAGAUGAAGUGGAUAUUGGUGAGGUGUACGGAGCAGAAGUGCCGGUGCAAGUGGAGGCUGAGGCUGUGGAAGAGGCAGACAGUCUCUCCGAUCUCGAGUUGCCCUCGUCUGCGUGUGCCUACGCCUGA
This is a messenger RNA of Cyclospora cayetanensis, 903 nucleotides long. RefSeq names its product repressor of RNA polymerase III transcription MAF1 homolog. Gene Ontology annotation, cellular component: nucleus. NCBI's taxonomy places the organism in Eukaryota, Apicomplexa, Conoidasida, Eucoccidiorida, Eimeriidae. The transcript is spliced from 4 exons. Gene Ontology annotation, biological process: negative regulation of transcription by RNA polymerase III. Bases 1 to 903 code for a protein of 300 amino acids. The record is from RefSeq and is a predicted model, not a curated record. Gene Ontology annotation, molecular function: RNA polymerase III core binding.